AUGUAUGCCAGUGCGAAGCAAAAUGGCUCCAUUCAACACGACGAUGAGUUGCAAAAGGGAGCCAACACAGCGGAGCCACAACAAAGGGCACCACGGCAACUGCUCGCGGCGCUUGUUGCGGUUUCCGUUGUUAUAUUUCUUGCCUACAUUUGCGCUGUGUCCAUCCAAAGGAGGAUAACGUUUUCGCCAUUCAGUCGCCAGCUGGCCGCCCGCGGAGGUGGGGAGGAAUUUGAUGAGUCGGACGACUCGUGCAGCACCGAGUCGGCAGCAGACACCUCGCCAGAAGGCCAGCCGACUACGACCCCGCCGCCAGACGUUUCUGCUGAAGCACUGCAGGCACAGUCAGGAAGGUCGGUGUCAACCUCAUCAACGGACACAACCGCCGCAGCGUCUGGCAAAACGGUUCCGGGAACAGCAGCUCCACAGGUAGAGACACAAUGGAGGCGAACAGGUCUCAAGCGGAAGGGAGCUGAACAAUCCAGUGUCGAGCGGGAGGCAAAGCAGCUCCGACCAGAGACUACGCUGCAGCCCCCUCCAUCCCCUCUCGACCCUGCUCUCGAUUCGCUUAUUGAUUCCCUGUUGGCCGGAGCGGAUGACCCCUUGUCCGAAGAUGUUUGGCUCCUCGAUGAACCGCCUCUACUCCUCGCAGCGGAUUCAUCCAUUGUAUCGACGCCUUCUACAUCGAGAACCGACUCUGAGGCACGUCCUGUGGAGACUGCGCUCCAGCCUUCUCGUGCUGUGGAGACUGCGCUGCAGCUUUCCCGUGCUGUGGAGACUACGCUCCAGCCUUCGCCUCCCCCUCUCGAUCCUGGUCUCGAUUCACUUAUUGACUCUGUAUUGUUUGGAGGCAGCUCUGUCUUCUCUGAAGUGUUUUGGCGCCUCGAUGAAGUGACAAAGGAGUCUCCUCAGCCACCCGUAGCAGAAGCUCAUGCUGCUGCCAAAGAAGGAACGGCCAGCACCUCCACAGCUCCAGUUGAGGAUUCUUUGGCGUCUUCGUCCAGGGCUUCUUCUGCCUCGCAGCACCUGCCUUCGGGAGUCACGCCGUCUCAGGAAAGUGGAUCAGCUGAGCAGUUGGCAUCUUCGACAGAGCUGCCUGCUGACGCAACUGUCAUUUCCCUAUUCAGGUUUGUCGGAGAUGUUCUUCCAAGGAUUCCUCCUGAGGCCUUGAGGAUGCACCCAUUUUACCGUUACCCGCCAAAUCGGCCGGCGUUCACCAGUAGAUCGUUUAAUGCACGGUUAGCAAGCUCUCUUGCCCCAUCCCAGAAGGGAGCGAAUCCGGCGCUUGCGAUGUGUAUGGAAAUCAUGAAGAAGCCGUCACUUAGCCAGCUUGACUUUGAAAGUCUUCUAAUGGAGGCAGAACGCCUGUUCGCAUUCGCAAUGUACAACAUGCCGUUGACCUACAGACGUGGGCACGCGUUGUACGCCAUAGAAACUCUGGGCACGAUAUUUCUUGUUCUGGACACUCUCUAUUGUGCAGCAGAGGUAAUAGGAGAGCACUCGAUGAAGCAGGAUUGGUGGCCCUCGUUAAUACGUCGGAUAGGAAGUGUAAAGUUCGUGCCAAGGAACGAAUACCAAAUGACGGAUAAGGCUUUGAGAAAUGCAGAAGUUGGGCGCGCGCUGAACGCGGUGCUCGAGUAUUAUAGGAGAGGGCUCCGACCCCCAGCUCUCCUUGUUGUCGGGUUGAAGGAAGCCCUGCUUUGUGAACCAGGCUCGUCCAAGUUCAAGGCCGAACAGUGGAAAGCGUGGAGAAGAGACGCCGCACACUGGCGAUUGUCCUUGCAGCCGAGUGUGGCAGAAAACAAAUGA
This is a messenger RNA of Eimeria mitis, 1806 nucleotides long. RefSeq lists its product as uncharacterized. The transcript has 3 exons. NCBI's taxonomy places the organism in Eukaryota, Apicomplexa, Conoidasida, Eucoccidiorida, Eimeriidae. Bases 1 to 1806 code for a protein of 601 amino acids. The record is from RefSeq and is a predicted model, not a curated record.